Messenger RNA from Pogona vitticeps (central bearded dragon), 1857 nucleotides. Lineage: Eukaryota; Metazoa; Chordata; Lepidosauria; Squamata; Agamidae. The record is from RefSeq and is a predicted model, not a curated record.
CGGAGGGAGGGCGAAAGGGGCAGCCCGUGACACGUCCUUGCAGGCGUGGGAAAGCGAAACUGAACUCGCGAGUUCCUUGGCUGGGAGAACCAUGGAUCCGAGCGCCCUUUUAAAGCGCCUGGGGGAGGAAGCGUCCUCCUGCCCCAUCUGCGGGGGGUGUUUCCAAGACUCCGUGUCCGCACCCUGUGGGCACACCUUCUGCCAAGGCUGCCUGGAGAGAAGCAGCGGGUCCUCCUCCCGCUCCCAGUGUGGGAAAAUCAGCCCGCGGGAGAGCGGGGCCGCGAACCCUCAACUGGCCAGGAUCACCGAGAUCCUCCGAGGUCUCGACCUCGAAGGGCUGGAAGGGGAGCCGGUGUGCGAGAGACACCGGGAACUCCUCAAGCUUUUCUGCCAAGAGGACAAAAUCCCCAUCUGUCUGGUGUGCGAUCUUUCCAAGGAGCACCGGCAUCACACCGUGGUCCCGGCUGAGGAAGCCACUCAGGACUACAAGGAACAAUUUCAGAAGGAACUGAAAAUGUGGAAGCAGAGAAGGAAAAACCUUCAGGCACUGAAAGAAAUGGAAGACAGAAGAAGCUGGAAACUUUUGGAAAAGUUAGGCAGUGAAAGGAUGAAGAUUGUUUCUGAAUUUGAGCAGCUCCAUCAGUUUCUAGAGGAUCAAGAAGAAGUCCUGCUGACUAGGCUGAAACAGUUGGAGAAGGAGGUCAUCACAGAGGAGAGGACCGUCAUGUCCAAGCUUUCAGAAGAGAUUUCCAAACUUAGUGACCUCAUCAGUGAGAUGGAGGAGAAGUAUAAGCAGCCAGUGAAUGAAUUCCUGCAGGACAUUAAAAACACCUUAAGUAGGUGUGAAGAAUGGAAGCCCCAUCAACCGGUGGGGCAUUCCCCUGAGCUAGAGAAGAGACUGAGUAACUUCUGUGAGCAAAGCACACAUCUAGAAGAAAUCCUAAGGAAAUUCGAAGAGGCACUCUCAACUGAGCUAGAAAGCAGGUCCUUGCUUGACAAGGAAUUGCGAGCACGGAAAGGGAGAAGAAGAUUAUUUAUAUUGCCUGAUGCUGAAGUGGGAAAAAGAGGCAGAAAAGUGAAUGUGACUCUGGAUCCAGACACAGCGAACCCUUUCCUGAUCCUCUCAGCAGAUCAGAAGAGCGUGAAAGUGGGGGACAUGUUGCAGGACGUACCGGACAACCCAGAGAGAUUUGACCCUUACCCAUGUUUGCUGGGCUGUGAAGGACUCACAUCAGGGAGACAUUACUGGGAGGUGGAAGUGGGAACUGGGACGUACUGGGCUGUGGGCUUUGCAAAAGAAUCUGUCAAGAGGAAAGGCAGAAUCACCCCUAGCCCUGAGGAACAGAUUUGGGCUUUGCAACAAUAUGGGGAUCACCUUGAAGCCCUGACCUAUCCAGUCACCAUCUUGACCUCAUCCAGAGGCCUCCGGAGGAUUCAGGUAUUUGUGGACUAUGAAGAGGGCCGAGUGGCAUUUUUUGAUGCUGACACAUCAGCAUUGAUUUAUCUUUUUUCGCCUGCUGUUUUUAGUCAGGAGAAGAUCUUUCCGUGGCUCUGGGUAUGGCCAGGGACUGAGCUAAGGCUUUACCAGUGAGUUUGCAUCCUGGUAUAUUUCAAUGGAGUUGAACAACAUGGACAUAAAAAAAUGACUUCUCUAGCCAUCCAUAGAUGUAGUCUCUAUGACACGGGAAUGGCCUUACAUUGCCUGUGUAUUGUGUGCAAGCAUUUGUUUGCUGAAAUGUGCUGCUGGCCAUGUGUUGUAAAAUCCCAAUCUUCUGAAAAGUAAAGCUCAAUCAGAUGUACCUAGUGUGCUAAUAAAUCAUAUGCAAAUCACAUGUAAGUUAAUUUUAAUUAUGCUUU